GUGGUGUCCUUCUCCUUCGGCGUCUGUCAUCUGCCCGCUCGGCAUUCCCAGCCCUCAUCGAUGUUCUUUGGGAUUGGAUACUAGGAUCGAUACCUGGACGGAAUAUUCAAUUCGCACUUGCAUAUAACACGGAACCUCAGUCGAAGUCGGGAUAUCGACAGCUGGCGUAGAAGGAGCCACGGAGGAUGGCUGCGAAGAAGCACAAGAGCUACGACUCGGACGACGAGUUCGACGAUCUUGAUGAUCCGCCUGGUUUCUGGGCGGAGGCCUCUCAGCUCUCUGCCGUCUGGGAGGACUCGUUCGAUGUACCAGCUACUAGUCCCGACAAGUCAAAGGGCGCGAGUCGCAAGGCGGCUCCCCCUUCCACGGUUUCGUGCCCGCCGGCGGUGACCUCGCACAAGGCUACCCCGCCAAAGCCAGUGACCUCACAGGCGCCGUACCGCUCGAGUACGUCUCAACUGCUCAACGUAUCUGCAAGCACGCCUCUACGUACGGAUGCCGGCACCUCCGAUAGGACCAAGGCCGCCGCAAGCCCUCCUCCCACGUCGAAGCGGACGACCGUACCCGUGCCCUACCGCUCGAGCGCCUCGCAGAAGCCUAUUCCCUUCUCUCGACCGUCUCCGCGUACGGACCCCGCCGCGCCCGAGCGUACGAAGGUCGAUGCACCUGAGCGUAAACAGACCGGCACGAAUAUCACCGCCAGCGCGCCCCUGCGCGCCAGCGGAAGCACUACCUCUCAUACCGGCGGCUCGAGCGCGGCGGAGUCCGCGCAGAGCCGCCGCAUCGCGGCGAUGACUCGCUCGAUCUCGGCGUGUACGUAGUCUUCCUCGACGUUCACCUCGAACCCGGUACUGACAAUAAUAUCCUACCAGAUGCCUUCUCGCAGCCGGUUCAUGACGCGGA
This is a messenger RNA of Schizophyllum commune H4-8, 903 nucleotides long. RefSeq lists its product as uncharacterized. Bases 186 to 821 code for a protein of 211 amino acids. The record is from RefSeq and is a predicted model, not a curated record. The transcript is spliced from 3 exons. Lineage: Eukaryota; Fungi; Basidiomycota; Agaricomycetes; Agaricales; Schizophyllaceae.